This is a messenger RNA of Melitaea cinxia (Glanville fritillary), 1326 nucleotides long. RefSeq lists its product as uncharacterized. Gene Ontology annotation, molecular function: protein binding. Bases 176 to 1294 code for a protein of 372 amino acids. Gene Ontology annotation, cellular component: cytoplasm; actin cytoskeleton. Gene Ontology annotation, biological process: actin filament polymerization. NCBI's taxonomy places the organism in Eukaryota, Metazoa, Arthropoda, Insecta, Lepidoptera, Nymphalidae. The transcript is spliced from 7 exons. The record is from RefSeq and is a predicted model, not a curated record.
UUAUCUGUGUGAUCUUUAUAUGUCAAAAUAAAGACAAGGAAGAGUAGUGGAGAUUACGAUUAACUUUAUUCUUAUAUGAUUGUUGUCCCAAAUAAAUUGAUUCGUGUGAAAGUUGUGUUUCAUAAAAUAGACCCUAAAACAUUUUACAUGGUUACUUUCGACCUUAUCAGUCACUAUGUGGGAAUCACCAUACUUGACUUGUUUGGUUCUGUAUGUAUUUUCUUUUCAAAUUAUCACGACUAAUUCUCGCACUUCGAAUAUUUGGAAAUUAGAUGUCGAAGAAGGGCAAAUUGUUGACGGCAAUACAAUAUCCCAGGAUGACUCAGAUAAAUCUCAAAUCACUGAAGAAGAUGAUAUAUUCAGUAUAAUAACUUCAACAGUUUACUAUGGUAAUACGUGGACUAAACAUGGCUUUGACAUGUUCUGUACAGAUUGCCAGAUGUUUGAACAGCAAAGAGCUAUUGGGGAAAAUGGUGAAGAAACAAAUCCCACAGAUAUGAAUGGGAGUGAUAUUGACGAUGAAUAUUUGGACUGCGGUAAAGCUGUUAAUUUUACAUAUUAUGACAACCUAGUGGGAGUAGCAAGACGACAUCGACAUCCUAACGUACCUGAACCCCAGGUUGCACUUAUUUUCACAAAGAAAAAAUCAUACAAGAAUGGUGUGACGGAAUUAGAUAUAAAUGCAUUAGAAAAACGCCUUAAAAAGGCUAAAAGAGAAAAACCAAAGUCAGUGCAGCUUUACAAUCAAAUUGGUAAUUUCUGGAGAAUCAAAGGUGACACAAGACAGUCGAUUGAAUGCUUCCGACGAGCAUUGGCUGUAUCGCCUUAUAAUGCUGAAGUGCUGCUAAACCUAGCCCGCGUGCUAUUCACUCUACAGUACCUAGACGACGCGAUCUAUUUAACGCGACGUUCACUCGAGGUACAGCCUCCAGACCGCAGUGCGUGGCAGCAAUACUUCACUCUGGGCGAGAUAUUUAAAGCUUAUGGACAUUAUCAGGAGGCAGCACUGCACCUAAAACACGCAUUAGACCUUCGACCAGACUUCGAGCCAACUCUGACCGCGCUCAGAGACAUCGAGAACAUGCCCGAAGCUUCCGUACACGUGUACACGCUACUGAUAAUUAUUUGCUUGGUAAUGGGCGUGUUGCUAGUGAUACUGUCGUCAGUGGACAACGGUAGCGAGACACCCGACGAACACAAAACUCAGCGUCAUUUCAACCGCGCUAUGGCGAUGCGUUCGAUACGCGGCGUCACACUACCGGCCGCGCGGGGGAAAAAGAAAGGAGGCUCGUAAACGACGACACUGCGGGCCUGAGUUUACCACCU